Vitrella brassicaformis is the source of this 1474-nucleotide messenger RNA. The record is from the annotation of a GenBank genome assembly. Lineage: Eukaryota; Vitrellaceae.
CUCUGUGUGAGAGCCUCGUCCAUCCAUUUCUGGCAACCAUGUAAGAAGAGCAUCUCCCGCAACAGCCGCCGGAUGGAGGUGAGGCCAGACCUGCCGCCGCUGCCCGCGCGGGGAUGGCAGCGCACAUUGAGCAGCGGCAUCGCCGACCACAAUGGAUCAGCAGGGGCCGCUCUGAAAGACGCCAACAUCGUCGUUCCAACGGGGCCUUCAGUGACGCGCAAAGUGGUGGUGCGACGGCCUGCGUAUCGCUCCUUUGAUGAUACCGCUGCGGUGGAGACCUCACCUGAGCGUCGGGAGUGGGUGCAGAAGGGCGAGCGUGAGAAUCUUUCGGGGGGAGAUGGUGCGUCGAAGGUCGGCCAUGCUGCAGCGACACAGGUACACAUGGGUGUGGCCUGUUUGUCAAAAGUGUUCGUUCGUAUGUGUGUCGUGUCGUGUGUGGGGUCAGGUUGGCGAGUCUUUGGACCGCAUAGUUUUCAUUCACCCUGACAAGCCGCCUGUCAUCUACUCGCACAUCGCUCCCGAGGACCGCUACCCCACCACCUCUCCCCUAGCGAGCCUGGUCCCCUCCCGGGCUGCCGACACGUCGGCCACACACAUGCAGUCGCAAUACACAUCGAAGCCCAAGCCGCCCACACGCCCGGGUGGGAACAACACGACAACACACCCAAGGAUGGGGGGAAAUGAAUCCGUCCGUGUCUGCUCUGUGUUCGUGGUCAUGCAGUCGUGAAGGUCGAGCCCGGUCGGCUGGCCAAGCGUCACGACCCUGUGGCGAUGGGUGCUAGGUAUCGUCAGGAAUGGCAGAACUUGCCGCGGGUCGUCACGGGGCGUGCGAGGCCCCGACCGGCCACCGACGUUUCACGGCGACUGGGUGAGAUGCGGGGCGAUGAGGGACGCUUCUUGUGAGAGUCAUGCACUGGCUAUGCACGUGUGUGUGUGUGCGUGUGACCUCAGGUUUUGACGAUACACAUCGUGGCUGAUACGAUCACCCUGCUGACCGUAGCUGAUAGCAACAGUCGGCGUUGUGCAUAAUUGUCUAUACUUGUUUAUUUCCACAUGUGCAAGGCAGGCAGCAUGCUUCUUUUGGGGGGCUGCAGACAGACGGUGUGUGUGGUUUCCUUUGCCCUUUAUUGUUUUAUCUUUGGUGUGUGCAGUGCAUUGGUGUAAGUACCAUGUGUGUAUAUAGACAUAUACUCGCUCCGCCCCUGUGCCGGCAUGCGUGGACUGAAAUGUCGAGUGAGUGGCUGGCUGACGGGCUGUCUGAUGCUCUCUCUCCUACUUGUGAACAGACAGACAGGAAGAGAGGCUGCCUCGCCUCGCGCGUCGCCUGGUGUCCUUCCUGUCUGUGGAUGGGAUGUCAAGAUGGAUGGCCGAUACGGAAAGGGAGGGAGGGUAACGCGUCAGUGACCGGGGUGUGACAUGCUCAUGCUUCAUGUGUGGCGGACAGACUCUGUCUGUAUUCCAAUAAAUACUGCCG